UACGUUUCUCUCCCAAAUUCUCGCGAACUACUUUUUACGAGAAGACCGUGGUAUCAGCAACACAGGUGGAAAACAUAUACAUGUAUCAGAUAAUGUCAGCAAAAUCCAUUUACAGAUAUAAUUAUGGGUGAUUCAAGAAAUACUGACACACCUCUGAAGACAAUUUUUAGAGGACAGUCACUGGAACCGCAUUGCUUUAUCUGCUUUCGCUCCCCCUCAGGGAAGUUAAGGAAUAUAAUUACAAAUGUAGCCCUCCCACUCCCAGAGAACAAUGCUGUUUUACAGAAUAUAAAGAAGUGUUUAGACAUCACAUUUCAUUCCAUUUCAUUCCAGGAUUGCAAGAUAUGUUUAUCUUGCAAAAGACAACUAGAAAACUGUGUACAUUUUCAAAAUAUAUUGAAGGAAGCUAUCAACAGAAAAUCUACCUCGACAUGUUCAACAAAACGAAUGGCAUUUUCUCAGACACCUACCUUGACACCUAGUUCUACCAAAAAAGAAAAUACAGAUGAUGUGAACAAUAAAGAGAAUGUAUCUAUGAGGAAAACCCACUCUAAAAAGAAAAAGAAACUUCAGUUUUUGGAACUUGAAACAGAUGUACCAAUUGACACAAAUAAAUCUCAGAUGUGUCAUACAGAUCAUAACUAUGGUAGUCUUGCAUCACCAUUGGAUACAACACACCUGAAUUCAGUUAAGGCAAAACAAGAGCUCUUCUGCAAGAAAGACGACAAAACCAACCAGAGUCAAUGCUGUUCUGCAGAUGAUGUUUUCAAAAACAAAGUACUACUGUCUGAAAUUCAGAAAUUGAUUUUACUAGAAACUGAAGUCAUUGCUGAUAAUUUAUGUUCGUUGAACAUUCAACCAGGUCCAUCAGUCCUCAGAACAUUACAACAUCCAUCUCCCUUAAAAUCAGAGGAUAUUUUGCAUAAAUGUCUGCUUGAAUUUCAAAACUGUUUCCCAUUUGUUUUUAGAGUUUUUCAGACAUUAACAUCCCCAUUACAUGCUGAUCAACAGAAAACUGCUACUGGCAAUUCCACAAUUGCUAUGAUGUAUGCUAUGGCCAUGAAUAAGAGAAAUAAAGAUCUGUGUGCAAUGCAGAAGAUCAACACCUGUAUUGCCCUUCGCUUCCAUGCAGGUAAUGAUCUAUUAGACAUUUUUAACAAGACAGGUAUAACCCUUUCAGCAGACAGUAAAUACACAUUUCUGGACAAAAUGGGAGAUUUGAACACAGAGGGUAUUGUUCGCAGUAUUCAGUUGGGAAUAGGAGGAAAAGUGACAGUUGAUAAUAUCGAUGGAAUGACCAUAGCAAGAGAUGUUAGACUCACUGGGGGUAAUAAGCAUUACCACUACACAGCCUCUACUUACUACCCUGAUCGUGUAGAUUUGAGGGAUCUUGAGCAAUGCAUCACUUCUUCAGUUCCAGAGGAAAUUAAUUUUGAUGUAUUUUACCUCAGUGCGGAAGAAGAAAGCAAAUUGAAGGAAAUGUAUGGUUAUAUGGUUGGCCGUACCUUAGUGAAGCAUUUCAAAUCUAUGAAAUGGAUGCAACCCUGCAUUCCUUCACAUAUCCCUCAUCCUUAUAGUCAGCAGAUGUCAAGCAAGUCACAGAUAUUUCCCCUUAAGGAGAUGACUUUGAGACAGCUAAAAUAAUACUUGGAGGGGAUCAACUUGUUAGAGUAAGGAUGAGUGGAGCUAAAGAUCUUCUUGCUGGUGCUCACACUGCAACGGAAAGAAUGGAGAUUUUUGAUCCUGUUAUAGAAGAGCUGUUUCAUGUAGAACAGGAUUUUCUUGAUAAAUUGUUCAAACGAUUCUGCUCAACAAAGACUUCACGACAGGAAGGAAGUCUAGCUUUCUUCAAAUGUCAGCUGAGGAGGACCAACGUAAACGGUCAAGUAAAAGGAGGGUUCCAGGCACACAGUGAUUUCCUACACACAGUUGGUGAGGCCCUACUGAUUCAGCUAUGUAUGAAGAAAUUUUCGAUGGACAGCUUAGAGAGUGCUCCUGUUAUUCCAAAUUUAAGUCUGCCAGAAAACAUCAGAAACACACACAUUAAAACAAGAGAACCUCUAUUUUGGAAGGUUGUUCAAGAAAUUGUGAAUGAAAUAUUCAUGGAAUUUCAUAACCCAGGAUGUUUACCUCCAGUGCAGUUGGAAUUUGGUGGUAGUUCUGUGAUAAUUCCCAGAGAACAACUGUGCAAAAAUGGCUAUGUUGAUGUGAAAUUGCCAUCUGGGGAAGUUUUUAGAGUAUUUAAUUCACAUGAAACCACAGAUGACAUACAGAACUACUCUUUACAAUUACUGAUGUGGUAUAUCCAUUUUUGUGAAUUUCAGGAUGGCAUACGAGAAGGAGACCCUUUCAGGACCAACAUUAACUUAAAAAGAAUGAUUCCCUUCUUUUACAGUCAUUCAGAUCGAUCCAAAUAUGCAGUUGAGUGCAUAGAUUAUAUCCUCAAAACAGAAGUUCUAUUACCACAGCACACAGCUAUGAGAGUGAGACUCGGUAGUUUUGUUAACCCACAUGGAAAGAAAGGAGGAAAUAAGCCAGCUGACAUGCAACAAGAAAAUAACAUUCUUGUUCUCAAAGAUGUUAUAAAAGGUUUAGGAGCUAACAAAACAAAAAAAGCCAUGGAACGUGCAUCUGCAGCAGCUCCUGUUGUGGCAGAAACUGUAGAAAAUUAUAUGAACAAUAUUGGGUGUGUAUCAAGGAGUGGAAAACACAAUACAAAAGACAAUUUGGAAGACGUGACACUUCUAGUCCAACUUUUAAGUCGAUUAGACCCAUUUAGUGUGAUUGAUAACCGCAAGAUGAAUUUUUACAGUGGUUUCAGGAAAAAUCCAUUCUCAGCUAUAUCUUCAGAUUUUAACUCCCAUCUUUUCAAAAUAGUUGAGCGCUUGAAAAGAUGUCAGAACAUUGACCUUGAAUACUACAACCAGUAACAAUCAACAAUAGGUAUGGGGAUGAGAAGGGAGUUGGGGGGGGGGGGUAAAUUGUGUCUGAUUGCAGUGUAUGAUUGCUGUUUGUAUUAUGUCAAAAUAAUGUUAUAUGUUUGGAUGUUUCAUGUAUUUUAGCUCACUUGAGCUAAAGUCUCAAGUGUCACAGCUUUUCUUAUCAAAAUUGUUAGUUGAAAUCAUUAUCUUAAUGUUUUCCUAUUUUUAUCACUUUAGAAUAAUUCUGCCGAUUUCAACCGCCAUAAGGUAUCUUUUGGACUACACACUUUUUAAGGGGAGAUAAUUUAAAACUAGUGAAUUUUAAUAGCAUCUUUUAAACAUCUUUUUCUCAGGAACCGCUAAGAUAGAAAAAAAAAAAUGAAACUCAUGUAGAAGCUUCAUUUAUAGUGUAGAUUCAAGUCAUGUUCAUGUCAUGACCUGCAGGGUAAGGUGGGGCCUUGAAGGGCAAUCAGUGUAGCAUAGAAAUAUAUAGGAAGAAUCUUAAGAAAUUGGAAAAGCAAUGAUUAGUCAUAUUUAUGGGAAAACAUCCUCAAAUAUUGUUGAUUCAAGUUUAUAGGAAAAAUCUUUUAAAUUUUUCUCAAGGCUAGCAAAGCCAUGAUAAGUGAAUUUUACUGUCAAGAGUGUUUUAUUAGUGUAGAUUCAAGUUUGUUCAAAUGACCCUCAAAGGUAGAAUGGCAAUGGCCCACGCUGUUAUCAAAACUUUACAUGUGAAAACACAAUAGGGCCAUGUGAUUGAGGAGAGAAAUGUGGCCAGUGGGCCUCUUUGUUAUAUGUAUUUAAUUGAAGAUAAUAUGUAGUAAAAGAAUAUAUUUCAACUGAAACUUCAUAACAAAUGUG
Saccostrea cuccullata (small rock oyster) is the source of this 3779-nucleotide messenger RNA. RefSeq lists its product as uncharacterized. Lineage: Eukaryota; Metazoa; Mollusca; Bivalvia; Ostreida; Ostreidae. The coding region runs from base 1677 to 2930 and encodes 417 amino acids. The record is from RefSeq and is a predicted model, not a curated record. The transcript is spliced from 7 exons.